CUGCAGUUCAAUUGGGCGACAAAAAAAAUCCGAACCCUUUUUUUUUUUCCCCCGUUUCGCUGUGGGUGGUUUGUGAGUACUUGGCGCGCCACGAUAAAUUUUAUAUAUACAGCCAUACAUAUAUAUAAAAAAUUUCACAAAGCCUCACUCACGCCCCUCAACCCCUCUCUCACAGAUCCGGUUGUGGGAUUUUAACGGCCUGUUAUUUUCUGCCUCUGAAAAGGGAGAAAAAUAAGGAAAUAUAUAUAGACAUAUAUAUAAUCAGAAGCCAUGGCCGCUGCACCUAGCCAGCGAGACGAGGCCCGCUCGUCGUCGGGGUCGUCGACCUCGUCGUCGGUCUCGGAAGAGGCCGAGUGGCUUGACGCCGACCAGGACGGCGACGACGAUGACGACCAGGAGGCGCUCGCCGUCAUCUCGCUCGUCGACGACCGCGUCUUCCCCGACGCCACCUCCAUGCUGGCCUACUGCCGCGACGAGCACGGCCUCGACUUUGUCGGCGUGCGCGACCGCCUGGCCCUCGACUUCCACGGUACCGUCAAGCUCAUCAAUUUCAUCAGGCAGCGCGUGCACGAGGGCAUUGCCGUGUCAGGUGCCGACAUCACGGCGGCCGACCUCGACGACGACGGCUACCUCAAGCCCGUGCUCGACGACGACGCGUUGAUCCUGUGCCUGGACGACCUGCCCGAGCCUGCGGGCACCGCUGCCGCUGCCGACGCUCCCCAUGGCGAUGGCGUCGACGGCCUCCUGCAGAAGAACGCGGAGCUGCAGGCCCAGCUCGAGCAGCUCGCCAAGCAGUUCUCCAGCUACCGCCUCGCCGUGCAGCAGACGCUGGACCAGCGCUGGGAGGACGCGCCCGCUGGUACUGAAAGCAAAGGCAAGGAGGCGGCUAAGCCGGCUGGCGAGGACGCGGGUGUUGUUGCCAAGGACGAGUCCGAGUACUACUUUGAGUCGUACGCGCACAAUGACAUCCACGAGGUCAUGCUCAAGGACGCGGUGCGCACCGACGCGUACCGCGACUUCAUCUACCAGAACAAGCACCUGUUCGCCGGCAAGGUCGUGCUGGACAUUGGCUGCGGCACCGGCAUCCUCAGCAUGUUCUGCGCCCGCGCAGGCGCGAAGCAGGUGAUCGCGGUGGACAAGUCGGAGAUCAUCGACAAGGCGCGCGAGAACAUCUACAGCAAUGGGCUGGGCAACGUCAUCACGACGCUCAAGGGGCGCAUCGAGGAGGUAGUCCUCCCGGUGGCGUCGGUCGACAUCAUCGUCAGCGAGUGGAUGGGCUACUGCCUGCUGUACGAGGCCAUGCUGCCGAGCGUCAUCUGGGCGCGCGACCGCUACCUGGCCGCCGACGGGCUGCUGGUGCCUAGCCACGCGUCCAUCUGGAUGGCGCCCGUGGCCGAUGCCUCCUACGUGGCCGAUAACAUCAGCUUCUGGCGCGAUGUCUACGGCUUCGACAUGGCGCCCAUGCAGCGCGGCAUCUUCGCCGACGCCCGCCCCGACGUGCUGCCCGCCGCUGCCGUGUGCGACGCCAGUGACACCGCCCGUCGCGCCUUCCGCGUGCUGGACCUGCACACCACCACUGUUGCCGACCUAGUCUUCGCCGCCCCUUGGCACACCACCCUCAAUGCCGCCACGGCCCCCGCCGACGUCGACGGCUUCCUCGUGUGGUUCGACAUGUUCUUCGCCCAGUCGCGCCACGUGCCACCCGACAUGAUCGGCCCCGCCACCACCGCCCUCGACUGGGUCGCCGACCCGGCCAAGCGUGACGCCGGCCUCGUCGCCUUCACCACCGGGCCCUUCGGUGCCCCCACCCACUGGCGCCAGGGCCUGCUGCUGCUCGACGACAGGAACAAGAAGAAGCUCGCCAAGGUCGACGCCGCCCAGAAACACAUCGGCGGUGUCAUCGAGUACGUCACCCCCGACGGCCACGCCCGCGGCGUCAACAUCAAGGUCUCGUUCGGCCCCGACGGCAAGGACGACAAGCAGGACCAGACUUGGUUGUUGCACUAAACAUGCGAGGUAGGUAGACUAAAAAACAAAGGAGAAAUUUGGGUUUGUAGCGAGAACGCUUCCACAUAGACAAUAAAUAGACAUUUGCUCUUGCCCUUGCUGUUAC
Molecule: messenger RNA, 2113 nt
Organism: Lasiosphaeria miniovina
Lineage: Eukaryota; Fungi; Ascomycota; Sordariomycetes; Sordariales; Lasiosphaeriaceae
Product: S-adenosyl-L-methionine-dependent methyltransferase
Exons: 4
Coding region: 271-2007 (578 amino acids)
Biological process (GO): peptidyl-arginine methylation
Cellular component (GO): nucleus
Molecular function (GO): protein-arginine N-methyltransferase activity
Source: RefSeq, a predicted model, not a curated record